AUGUCAACUGUCUCUAAAUGUAAAUGUAACCGUAACCUAAAGUUUGUUUGCAUUUUGCAUAGUUAAAAGUUAAAAUAAAAUACAAACAUGGAAAGGAAUAGAAGUAAUUUUAGACCUCCUAAUUCAGACAUGUUUCCACAAAGGUUUAGAAAUGAUUCAAGGAACCAUUGGCAACCUCAGUUUAAUUCAAAUAAUCCCUGUAAUUUUAAUCCUUGGGUAUCCAAUUCUCUACAAAACUCUGCCCAUAGACCAUACAAUGCAGGACCAGGAUUCAAUACUGUGCGACAGAGAGGUUCUUCAUGGACGAAUAAUGGACAUAACGGCCAAUGGAAUCAAAACCGUAAUAUGCGGGGGCAAAACUGGCCCAAUAAUACUGAAGAUAAUAAUGGGGGUUAUUGGAAGCAAAUUUCAGGUAAUCAAAAUGAACAGAGAUCUAGUUUUCAACGAGGAAAUUUUACUAGGGAACGAAGGACACCAUAUGAUAGACCCAGAGAAUUUUUUAACAACCGAAAUGACAGAUUUAAUGCUCAGGAUAGGUGGGAGGGACCUAGCAAUACAGAAGUUAAUGACUCAUCAUACGACACUGUCCCAGAACCUCUGAGUCCACUAGAAGCAAAAAUUGAAAAACUGAUAUCAGAAGUUCAAGGCCAGCCUGACAAAAUAGGAGAAUUAAUAUUGCUACAAAAUAAUAACGAAAUUCCUCCAGUAUUGAUAAACAACGCCGUACAUCAAGUUAAAAAUUGUGUAAUGAAUAUUGACAGAGAUGAAGAAACAGGUUUUUCUAAAUUGAGAAUAAACAAUACAGUUAUUUGCGAGGGCAUGUAUUCUUCAAAGAAAGAUGCCAAGGAAGCACUGUACGAAAUGGCUCUAGAUAUUUUGAAAAUGAAAUGCUUCUUUAUUUCUUCAAAAUCACACUACGAAGAAGUUUCAAUGGAUGAUAUAAAUAAUAAAAAGACAGAGAUUCCAGAAAAUAACCCAGUCGACAGCAAUAGUGUUGCUUUAAAAAUGAUGUUAAAAAUGGGAUGGGGUGGAAAAGGACUUGGUAACAAAGAACAAGGUGAACAAAAAAGUGUUGCAGACAAAAUCGUUGAGAAUAUUUCUAGAGAAGGUUUAGGAGGUGGAGGUAAAAAUGUAAUGCAAGAAAUCGACAAAAUUCUUGCUGAUUAUGCUAAGUCGACGAAAACCAUCACGCUGGCAUUUGAUUCUGGUUUCACAAAAGAGGAAAGGGCUCGUAUUCAUUCUAUAGCAGCUAAGUAUCAUUUAAAAUCUAAGAGUGAGGGAGGUUUUAAUUCUAGAAGAAUAACCAUUAGCAAAAAAUGUAGUAAAUGGGUAUUAAUUCGAGAAUUAUUAAGAGCAGGUCUUGAAAAUGAGUCCUAUGUUUUGUCUAUACCAGACGAGUUUCAGCACUUAUGGAUAAGUGAUGAAAAAUAGUUUAUUAAUGAUUAAUGAGGCAUUCUUGUGAGUUUGCAUGUGGUAAUAUUAAAAAGAAAAUUAAUGUAAAGAUACAAUCCCUGUGAUGUAUCAACAAAAUUAAAUAUAACGUAAAGUUAUCCUGUAGUUGUUAUAAUCGUCGAAUUGGUGUGAUGUAUCAUAUUAUUUAGCUUAACUACUAGCGUUACUUCUUGACAGUUCUUGAGUUAUCUGAUGUAUCAAGUGUCACUUUAUAACGCGACGUUAUAUGUGAAGUUAUAAGAUAACUUUGUAGUUAUGUAGUAAGGAUUUUUGUAAGGUUAGGUUCAUCUUUUGGCUUGUUUUUAGAAUUGAAAUGAAUGUUCAAUGAAGAACGCUGCGAGAUUCAACAAAUCCGUAUGAAUUGACAGUUUGAAUUCCAACGAUGCUUCAGAUUGUCCCGGGACCUUGCGCGGCAUUUGAUUAAUUUAAUCAAUAAAACACGUAAUUACUAAUAAAAUUAAAAUAAUUCAAGAUAAAAAAAAUAGAACGGUAAAACACACUUUUAAAAAUAGAAACAUUAUACAAAAGACAAAUCGAGAGAUACAAUAAUAAAUAUGUUUUUAAAUUUAUAAACAUACAGGAGUUUUACUGUUCUUUCUAUCUACUUUUAUGAUAUACCACCAAGCAGGUGUUUAGUGGGUAUACAUUUUCAUUAUUCUCUUUCUAGCUCCAACUUGUACUGUUUCUACAUAAGGUUUUCUUUGUUAGAAGACCAACUUUGUUGAAGAAAAAACAAUACAUACUUCAUUUUUAACUCCUGGGAAAUAAUAACUCGUUACAUCUCGUAACGAUGAGUGAUACAUCACACGGAAUUUACGUUAAGAGUUAUCGAGACAGUUAUCUGUCAUAGUUAAAUUAACAACAAAACUUUAAAAAUAAUUUUGGUGAUACAUCACAGGAUUGAUUAAGUUAAGGGUAUUCUAUAUUUAAUUAAUUUCUGACUAUUAAUAUUAGUUUAUGUAUACUUUAAAUUUUGUACAUACACAAUACAUACUGUAAACAGAUUAAAGUUAUUUAACUUUGCCUGGGAAAGUUGCAUUUUUACUAUAUUUAACUUUGUAAAACUGUAAGAAUCUUUUUACAAAUAAACUUUGUGUGCUUCUGUA
Molecule: messenger RNA, 2558 nt
Organism: Diabrotica virgifera virgifera (western corn rootworm)
Lineage: Eukaryota; Metazoa; Arthropoda; Insecta; Coleoptera; Chrysomelidae
Exons: 2
Coding region: 88-1431 (447 amino acids)
Molecular function (GO): nucleic acid binding
Source: RefSeq, a predicted model, not a curated record